AUGUCGCCACUCCGCCUCCGCCUCCGCCUCCAUGCCCGCCACUCCUCCUCCACCUCGCCGCCCACUCGCUGCUGGGAGCCCGCCGCCGCCUUCGCCGCCGCCACGGAACGCGCACGCAAUGGCAAGCUCACCCCGGCAGACGCACACAACCUGUUCGACGAAUUGCUGCAGCAGGGCACGCCGGUCCAGGAGCGCCCCCUCAACAACCUUCUAGCCGCCCUCGCCCGCGCUCCGCCAUCCUGUGCCUGCAGCAACGGUCCAGCCCUCGCGGUUGCCCUCUUCAGCCGCAUGUCCCAAGGCGCCUGCCGACGGGUGGCGCGGCCCACGGCCUGCACAUAUAGCAUCCUCAUGGACUGCUGCUGCCGUGCGCACCGCCCGGGCCUGGCGCUCGCCUUCUUCGGCCACCUCCUCAAGAUGAGCCUCAAGGCAGAUGUCCGCGUCAUCAACAACCUCCUCAAGGGACUCUGCCACGCAAAGCGAGCAGAUGACGCUCUGGUGGUGCUGCUUCACAGGAUGCCCGAGCUUGGCUGCACCCCCAACGUGGUGACAUAUAACUUGGUCAUCCAUGGCUACUUUAAGGAAGGCCAAGUAGGCAAGGCGUGCAAUCUAUUCCAUGAAAUGGCACAGCAAGGGAUUGCGCCUGAUGUGGUGACAUAUAGCUUGGUUAUCGAUGGCUACUUUAAGGAAGGUCAAGUGGGCAAGGCGUGCAAUCUAUUCCAUGAAAUGGUACGGCAAGGGAUUGUGCCUGAUGUGGUGACAUAUAACUCAGUUAUCGAUGGCUACUUUAAGGAAGGCCAAGCAGGCAAGGCGUGCAAUCUAUUCCACGAAAUGACAAAGCAAGGGGUUGCGCCUAAUGUGGUGACAUAUAACUUUGUUAUUCAUGGCUACUUUAAAGAAGGCCAAGUAGGCAAGGCGUGCAAUCUAUUCCAUGAAAUGGCACAGCAAGGGGUUGUGCCUAAUGUGGUGACAUAUAACUUGGUUAUCGAUGGCUACUUUAAGGAAGGCCAAGUAGGCAAGGCAUGCAAUCUAUUCCACGAAAUGACAAAGCAAGGGGUUGCGCCUAAUGUGGUGACAUAUAACUUGGUUAUCAAUGCACUGUGCAAGGCCAAAGCAAUGGACAAGGCAGAGUAUUUCCUUCGUCAGAUGGUUGUUAAUGGUGUUGAGCCUGAUACUGUGACAUAUAAUAGCCUCAUCCAUGGAUAUUCCACUUCGGCCAACUGGAAGGAGGCACUUAGGGUGUUCAAAGAAAUGACAAGUCGGAGUGUUACAGCAGAUGUGUAUACUUACAAUGUCUUCAUGGCCUACCUUUGCAAGCAUGGGAGAAGCAAAGAAGCUGCAGGAUUUUUUGAUUCCAUGGCUAUGAAGGGCCUGAAACCUAAUAUCGUGUCAUACAAUACUCUGCUUCACGGGUACGCUGCUGAAGGAUGCUUAGUUGAUAUGAAUAAUCUCUUUAAUUCAAUGUCAAGAGAUGGUAUUCUACCUGACUGUCAUGUUUUUAACACACUGAUUAACGGAUACUCUAAAGCUGGCUUAAUGGAUGAGGCUAUGCUUAUACUUAAAGAAAUGCAGAAACAGGGAGUGACUCCAGAUGUAGUCAGCUAUGGAACCAUAAUACAUGCAUUUUGUAAAAUGGGGAUUUUGUACACAUGGCAAGUUGGUGAAAGCAAAGGAAUUAAUUGCUGAAAUGAAGAAUAAAGGUAUGCGUCCUCCUGGUCUUGCGUUCUUCACUUCAAUAAUGCACAACCUUUGCAACGAAGGAAGGGUAAUGGAAGCACAAGACAUCCUU
This is a messenger RNA of Lolium rigidum, 1786 nucleotides long. RefSeq names its product protein Rf1, mitochondrial-like. The record is from RefSeq and is a predicted model, not a curated record. The transcript is spliced from 2 exons. Lineage: Eukaryota; Viridiplantae; Streptophyta; Magnoliopsida; Poales; Poaceae. Gene Ontology annotation, molecular function: protein binding. The coding region runs from base 1 to 1683 and encodes 560 amino acids.